AUGACCUUCGGGACUGCUCGCGGGCGGCAGGCCCUCUCGUUCAGCAUUGCCUUUACGAUACUGGCCACCCUUUUCACAAUCAUCCGGAUUUACACACGAGCGUUUUUGGUCAAGCAGAUGGGAGCCGACGACUGGGCCAUCCUGGUAGCCCUCGCUUUGAGCUGGGCCUUUUUCGGUCUUUUCGUUGGAGAGGUCAAAUAUCUCAUGGGGGAGCAUUUUGCUGAUAUCCCAACGGAGAUAUUUGUCAAGCAAAUGAAGUGUUUCUGGGUUUCUAUCCCCAUCUAUCAAUUGAGCCUAGUCACCACCAAAGCCUCGCUCCUCCUGCAGAUCAAACGCGUAUUCUCGACUCCGCGUAUGUGCUUUGCCUGCUGGUGCAUGAUUGGAUUUUUGGCCGUCUAUGGCGCAUGGGUCUUCAUCAGCGCCUGGCUCACAUGCAUUCCCGUGGCGAAAUUCUGGUAUCCGGAAAUCGACGGCUACUGCCUCAACAAGAAGGCCCUCUGGUUCUCCAACUCCGGCUUUCAUAUCUUCACAGACAUCCUGAUCUUAAUCCUCCCCAUGCCGGUGCUCCACAACCUGCAGCUUCCCCGCCGACAGAAGCUCGCUCUCAUGGGCAUCUUCGCCCUUGGUGCAUUCGUCCUGGUCACCAGUAUCCUCCGUCUACAAAGUCUUCUAGACAUCUCCAACUCCUCAGACCCAACCUACGAUAACGCCGGCGCCGCCACGUGGUCCGCCAUCGAGUGCAACGUCGCCAUCAUCUGCGCUUGCCUCCCCGGCAUCCGCGCCUUCCUAUCCAAGCUCCUCCCGCGCUUCCUCUCCAGCUACAAGAGCAAAAGCAACACAUACUCCAAGACCCCGCGCAGCCGGAACCUGCGCCACUCGAACUACCAGUACCAGUCCUCCGUCACGGCGACCGCCCCGCCCUUCCCCAUGAAGCCGCUUUCGAAUCUUCAGCCCUCGGACUCGCAGCCCAGCUCCAAGGAGGCCAUGAAUAAAAUUAAGGUGACGACUACCGUCUCGCAGGAGUCGGUGUCGCACAUGCCGGAGGAUGCCUCGAGUGUGCGGGAGCUAUUAUAG
This is a messenger RNA of Aspergillus clavatus NRRL 1, 1074 nucleotides long. RefSeq names its product putative integral membrane protein. Bases 1 to 1074 code for a protein of 357 amino acids. The transcript has 6 exons. NCBI's taxonomy places the organism in Eukaryota, Fungi, Ascomycota, Eurotiomycetes, Eurotiales, Aspergillaceae. The record is from RefSeq and is a predicted model, not a curated record.